CACUUUCUCUGCUGAAAACCAGAGACACAGUCACUUCAAAGUCUCUUUCUUUCACUCUCUCUCUCUCUCCAAGAACGACUCUUUUUUCUUGGGUCUGAGCCAAGAAGGUUAAAACAGGACCAGAAUUUGAAUUGGGUUUGAUCCGAAAUGUCGACCCAGAACCGCCGUUCAGCAUUUCCGUCGUCUCUGGCAAAACGACAGGCGUUGUCUUCGUCUUCGUCUACAUCGGGGAAUGUUGGGAAGGUUGUGGCAGCUGAGCCGCACUUGGCUAAGAAGCGAGCGCCUCUCAGUAACCUGACGAAUCGAAACAGUGUGUCUAACAACGGUUUACGGAGCUCAGGGGGGUCAUCAUGCACUCUGGUACCCUGCACAAAUAAGAUCGCCAAAGUGAAAAAGGGACCUCCUGCUUGCACUGGUAACAAAGGCGUCUCAGCGAGUAGCCUACCUGCAUCCUUCAAUGUCAAACCAAGUGCAGUUGUUCUUCCAAAGGUUACACCUGCCCCAAGAAGCGACGAAGCAGUCCCUAGCUCUUUUGCCUUACCUGGACCAUGCAGCAUGGAUGUUUCUCCAAGUAAAUCAGAUGGAAACUCAGUUUCCAUGGAUGAGACAAUGUCAAGUUGUGAUUCUUUUAAGAGUCCGGAAGUUGAAUACAUAGACAACAAUGAUGUUCCAGCAAUUGAUUCUAUUAACCGGAAGACAUUCAGCAAUCUCUACAUUUCAGACCAUGCGGAAACAACAGGGGUUGCCUGCAAACGAGAAGUACUUGUGGAGUUGGAAGCAGAGGAUAAAAUUGCUGAUUUGGAUAACAGUUUAAUGGAUCCUCAGCUUUGUGCAACCAUUGCCUGUGAUAUUUACAAGCACUUGCGUGCAUCUGAGGCAAAGAAGAGGCCUUCCACAGAUUUCAUGGAGAAAACUCAGAAAGAUAUAAAUCCCAGCAUGCGGGCAAUACUAAUUGAUUGGCUUGUGGAGGUGGCUGAAGAAUACAGGCUUGUACCUGAUACAUUAUAUUUGACUGUGAAUUACAUAGACCGAUAUCUUUCAGGGAAUCCGAUGAAUAGACAACGAUUACAGUUACUUGGUGUUGCCUGCAUGAUGAUUGCUUCAAAAUAUGAGGAGAUAUGUGCACCCCAGGUGGAAGAGUUUUGUUACAUUACUGAUAACACAUAUUUCAAGGAAGAGGUGUUGCAAAUGGAAUCUGAUGUUUUGAAUUACUUGAAGUUUGAAAUGACAGCCCCCACAACUAAAUGCUUUUUAAGGCGAUUCGUGCGUGCUGCUCAAGGAGCCAAUGAGGGUAUAUCAAUGCAUUUGGAGUGCUUAGCAAACUACCUUGCAGAAUUAUCACUUCUAGAGUACAGCAUGCUUGGUUAUGCCCCAUCACUUGUAGCUGCUUCUGCAAUUUUCUUGGCCAACUUUAUACUUCUUCCUUCAAAGAGACCAUGGAAUGCCACAUUGCAGCAUUACACUCUUUAUCAGCCGUCGGAUUUGCGUGACUGUGUCAAGGAUCUCCAUCGCCUAUGUUGUAACAGCCAGAGUUCUAGUUUACCUGCUAUCAGGGAGAAAUACAGUCAACAUAAGUAUAAACAUGUUGCGAAGAAGUACUGCCCGCCAACAAUACCUUCAGAGUACCAAACUUAAGGGCACUAAACAUUUACAUUACUCUUCCAAUGUUCUGUUGGAUGAACUUCUGGUGACUUAACUUGUAGCAGCCUUUUUCCUACAUUGUAAAUUUUUUUUCCCUCUUUUAUUUAUUUAUUUGGGUUUGUAUCUUCAGCAUGCCAAUAGUUUUGUGCGCAUUGGGGCCUAGUGCUGACUGUAGUGUUUUAGUAAACCAAAGCUCAAUCUAGUUGAUCAGCUUGUAUCUUGUUCUUGCUA
This is a messenger RNA of Prunus dulcis (almond), 1872 nucleotides long. RefSeq names its product cyclin-A1-1-like. Gene Ontology annotation, molecular function: cyclin-dependent protein serine/threonine kinase regulator activity. The transcript has 11 exons. The record is from RefSeq and is a predicted model, not a curated record. Lineage: Eukaryota; Viridiplantae; Streptophyta; Magnoliopsida; Rosales; Rosaceae. Gene Ontology annotation, biological process: mitotic cell cycle phase transition; regulation of cyclin-dependent protein serine/threonine kinase activity. Gene Ontology annotation, cellular component: cytoplasm; nucleus; cyclin-dependent protein kinase holoenzyme complex. Bases 148 to 1635 code for a protein of 495 amino acids.